This is a messenger RNA of Lingula anatina, 357 nucleotides long. RefSeq names its product perlucin-like protein. The record is from RefSeq and is a predicted model, not a curated record. NCBI's taxonomy places the organism in Eukaryota, Metazoa, Brachiopoda, Lingulata, Lingulida, Lingulidae.
AUGAGCUGGGACGAUGCGCAGAGGAACUGCCAAUAUUCCAAUGGCAACCUGGUGACCAUCCAGAGCUCAGCUGAACAGGAGUUUCUCACCGAUUAUAUCACCAGAAAUCGAGGCACGUAUCCUGAUAGUGGGUUUUGGACUGGCGGAAUUGACAGAGGCGCAAACGGCCUGUUUAGAUGGACAAAAAACAAUAAGCUGAUCCAAAAUGAAGGAGAUUUCCUGGGAUGGGACUACUUUGAUAGUACUAUCACGCAAUCUGGUCAAGACUGUCUGGUGAUGUGGCGUGACCGUGGCUAUCUCUGGCACGACCACAGAUGUUACGAGAAGGUGCACUCUAUCUGCGAAAUAGAAAAAUGA